AUGUCAGGUUUAUUGACAAAUAUUCACGAAACAGCUGGCGCGGUGAAGGAAGCCGGGAGAGCAUACUUAGUUUCUGGAAAUUAUGAAUACUAUCAUUAUUUCUGUGAUGGUUUUGAUGACAGAGGUUGGGGAUGCGGCUACAGGACUUUGCAAACAAUUUGUUCCUGGAUAAAUAAUAAUCAAAACAACUGCGUUAAAGUUCCUUCUAUUAGAGAAAUUCAAGAUAUGUUGGUACAACUAGAAGACAAACCUCAGUCAUUUUUGGGAUCUAGGCAGUGGAUUGGUAGUUUUGAAGUAUGCCUAAUUAUAGACAAGUUAUAUGACAUUCCAUGUAAGAUUAUCCAUGUUAACAAAGGAGAUCAAUUGAAUACUAUAGUGGAUGCACUAGUUCAUCAUUUUGAUAAGUUUGCUAGUCCUAUUAUGAUGGGAGGUGAUGUCGAUUGUGCAUCAAAGGGUAUUAUGGGCCUGCAUAUUGGUCAGAAGGAUCCUAGCUUGUUAAUUGUAGAUCCACAUUAUGUUGGCACCAUAAAAACAAAACAAUUCUUAUUCAACAAAGGCUUUGUGAAGUGGCAGCAAUUAUCUGACUUCUUAGACUCAUCUUUUUACAAUUUAUGUUUACCUCAAAUAAAAGCUAAGUCUAAAUCAUGA
Molecule: messenger RNA, 648 nt
Organism: Arctia plantaginis
Lineage: Eukaryota; Metazoa; Arthropoda; Insecta; Lepidoptera; Erebidae
Source: the annotation of a GenBank genome assembly